This is a messenger RNA of Pogona vitticeps (central bearded dragon), 6327 nucleotides long. Lineage: Eukaryota; Metazoa; Chordata; Lepidosauria; Squamata; Agamidae. The record is from RefSeq and is a predicted model, not a curated record.
CCUUGUAUUUUUCAGCAAGCCUUUUUUUUUUGGUCAGCUUUCCUUGUGAAAUAGCGGACUAUCAGAACAGCAUCUGAAAUUUAUGGGAAGGGACGUUUUAUUACUAUCUGAUGUUUUAUUGAUAUACAGCGCUACAGACUAUUGAAAAUAAGGGUGAGGACCUUGCCUCUUAACCCGGCUCUGUCAUGGAUGAAGAAACUCAGCACAGCCUUGAAUGCAUCCAAGCUAAUCAGAUUUUCCCCAGGAAGCAGCUGAUCCGUGAGGAUGACAAUCUCCAGGUCCCGUUCCUAGAACUUCAUGGUGAGAGCACAGAGUAUGUAGGCCGAGCAGAAGAUGCUGUCAUUGCACUUUCCAACUACAGACUCCACAUCAAAUUUAAAGAAUCAAUCGUAAAUGUUCCAUUACAGCUUAUAGAAAAUGUUGAAUGUCGAGAUAUAUUUCAGCUUCACUUGACUUGUAAAGACUGCAAAGUUAUCAGAUGCCAGUUCUCUACCUUUGAGCAGUGUCAAGAAUGGCUUAAGCGUCUGAACAAUGCCAUCCGCCCUCCUUCGAAGAUAGAGGAUCUCUUUUCCUUUGCUUACCAUGCCUGGUGUAUGGAGGUCUAUGCCAGUGAAAAGGAGCAGCAUGGUGAUUUGUGCAGACCAGGAGAGCAUGUGACUUCUAGGUUUAAAAAUGAAGUUGAACGGAUGGGUUUUGAUAUGAACAAUGCCUGGAGGAUCUCCAACAUCAACGAAAAGUACAAGUUAUGCAGUAGCUACCCUCAAGAACUCAUAGUUCCUGCUUGGAUCACGGAUAAGGAACUGGAGAGUGUGGCAAGCUUCCGCUCUUGGAAACGCAUCCCUGCUGUGGUUUAUAGGCACCAGAGCAAUGGGGCAGUAAUUUCUCGUUGUGGGCAGCCUGAGGUGAGCUGGUGGGGUUGGAGGAAUGCUGAUGACGAACAUCUUGUCCAAUCUGUGGCAAAAGCCUGCGCCUCAGAUUCUAAGUCUAACAGCAGUAAACUGAUGAAUGGAAACUGCUCGCGAGAUUUCUCCAAUGGUGGGGAUUUCUCAGAUGUGGAAUUUGAUUCCUCUAUCUCCAACGCUUCGGGAGCAGAAAGUUUAGCCAUUCAGCCCCAAAAGCUGUUGAUCUUAGACGCACGUUCUUACGCAGCUGCUGUUGCAAACAGGGCCAAAGGGGGAGGUUGCGAAUGCCCAGAGUAUUAUCCAAACUGUGAAGUUGUGUUCAUGGGAAUGGCAAACAUCCAUUCUAUUCGGAAGAGUUUUCAGUCGCUGCGUCUACUCUGCACGCAAAUGCCGGACCCAGGAAACUGGCUGUCGGCUCUAGAAAGCACCAAAUGGCUGCAACACUUGUCCGUGCUCCUGAAGUCGGCGCUGCUGGUCGUUCAUGCGGUGGACAGAGACCAGCGGCCUGUGUUGGUGCACUGCUCAGAUGGAUGGGACCGAACCCCUCAGAUCGUGGCCCUGGCUAAGCUGCUGCUGGAUCCCUAUUACAGGACAAUAGAGGGUUUCCAGGUACUAGUGGAGAUGGAGUGGCUAGAUUUUGGACACAAGUUUGCUGAUCGCUGUGGCCACGGUGAGAAUUCAGAUGACCUGAACGAACGCUGCCCAGUGUUUCUGCAGUGGCUUGACUGUGUCCAUCAGCUCCAGAGACAAUUCCCCUGCUCUUUUGAGUUCAACGAAGCAUUCCUGGUCAAGUUGGUGCAGCACACCUACUCUUGCCUCUUUGGUACAUUCCUGUGCAAUAAUGCGAAGGAGCGAGGUGAAAAACAUACGCAAGAAAGGACCUGCUCAGUUUGGUCUCUGCUGCGAGCAGGAAACAAAGCCUUCAAAAACCUCCUUUACUCCUCCCAGUCAGAAUCCGUGCUGUAUCCCGUGUGUCAUGUGCGAAACCUAAUGCUCUGGAGUGCCGUUUACUUGCCAUGUUCUUCUCCCUCUACCCCUGCGGACGACACCUGUGCCCCAUACCCAGCCCCAGGUUCCACCACUGAAGAUCAGCCUCUGGGCAGGCUACCAAAGACAAGGUCAUUUGACAAUCUAACCACAGCCUGUGACAGCAGCGUGCCGACAACCAACCGGCGUAGCAGUGACCCUAGCCUCAAUGAGAAAUGGCAGGAACACCGUCGGUCCCUGGAGCUCAGCAGCCUUGGGAACCCAGGGGACGAUCCUUUUGAUGGAGAAAGUCUGGGAAAGCAAGGCAGGACUCUGGUGGGAGCAGAGCUUUCUGUAGCCGUGGCAGACGGGCAGAUGGAAAACAUCCUGCAAGAAGCUACCAAGGAGGAAGGGGCCCUGGAGGAAAGCUCAAGGUCUACUCAGGAAACCGUGGGUAAAGAAGGGGAAGAGGACGUUGCCCCCGAUAAGGAAAGCAGGACUGAAAACCUGGACAGCUUUGCUGAUAAAGUCUAUGAAGAGACGGAGGUGGACACAGAUACCUUAUUAGACAAUCCCGCUUCCAACCAGCAGACGGUUUCACAGGGUGCUUCUGAGCUUCAAGGACAGCGGGCUGAGCAAAUGGCUCUCCCUUGUGCUGUUGAGAAGCUAUCUCAGGUGCUAGAAUGGCAGUCUAGUGUUGUAGACAAUACAGUAAAUAGUAACCUCGAAAGAGGGGAGGAGGGCGGUGUUCGUAGACUUUAUGUACAAGGUGAGAGCACCUGCAGUACCUCCCAGGCCACUCUGCCACUGCCCGCCCUGCCAGAGGCAGGAACGUCCAACCUGGAAAGCUCUACUGAAACUUUGACAGAGCAUGGCGCAAAGGCAGAGGUGGUCCAGAAUGACUCUUGCUCCUGGUUUCAUCCCGUGAACAACAGCACUGAGGACCUUUCCCACCCUGAAAACAGGCCUGAAAGGGACGACUCGUUAGAGCUGCACAGAUUGGCUGUGAACCUAAACAGGAGCAGCAACGUACGUGAUCCCCUGCCUCCUUCACCUUGCCCCUUGCCUUUAGCCGACUAUAAAGAGACGGUGUAUAACGGAGAGCUGGAGCUAGAGAACAAGGUGACAGAGAGCCCGGUUGGGUUCAGCGUUGCGCAGAAACACCCUGCUCCUAAUGGACAUUGUCUGAAUGGAGAGGGCGGGAAGGCCAAGCCCCCCCUUAGCCGCCAGGUCUCCGCAGCCAGCUGUGGCUCUGCCCCUUUGCAUCUAAGGAACUUGCACCACAAGUGGGUACACACCAUUCCAGGCCGGCAGCCGGCAGCAAACAGCCCAGACCAGCCGGCCCGAAGUCACCUGGAUGACGACGGCAUGCCAAUUUAUGCUGAUGUCAUUCAGCAGCGCCUCCGCCAGAUUGAAACUGGGCACCAGCAGGAAGUGGAGACCUUAAAGAAGCAGGUGCAGGAGUUGAGGAGCCGGUUGGAGAGCCAGUUCCUGAACAGCUCGCUUCAUUUCAAUGGGGAUUAUGGAGAUGAAGUGACUUCAAUACCUGACUCGGAAAGCAAUCUGGAUCAGAACUGUUUGUCUCGCUGCAGUACAGAGAUUUUCUCUGAAGCCAGCUGGGAGCAGGUGGAUAAACAGGACACAGAGGUGACACGAUGGCUUCCGGACCAUCUGGCUGCCCAUUGCUACGGCUGCGACAGUGUGUUCUGGCUUGUCAGCAGGAAGCACCACUGCAGGGACCCUGAACGUGUUGAUCAGAUUUGGAAUUGUGGAAAUGUGUUUUGCUCCAGCUGCUGUAACCAGAAGGUGCCGGUCCCCAGCCAGCAGCUCUUCGAACCCAGCCGAGUCUGCAAAUCCUGCUACAGCAGCCUGCAUCCCAGUAACUCCAGCCUUGACCUUGAACUGGACAAACCCAUCGCGGCCACUUCAAACUGAAACUCCAGCCUGGAAGGAAAGGUGGGAAGAGAGGGUGCUGCCUCCAAUCUCUUGAGCAGACAGGGCCCAUUUUUUGGCAGACGGACGGACGGACGGGCCUGGAGAUGCCAUCAUGCACUUUGGAGCUGGAAGUACAGGUUACUGCUCAGAGUUUCAGGAUGUUGGGCAUGAACUGGCGGAGUGAGGAAACAUUUCCUUUCCAACCCUUCUCCCCAUUCUCGUUUCAAUCUCCUCAUGUACAUUUUGUGUGAAUUCUGCUGGAAGACUGAGAGAGGGAGCAGAGCUGGAAUCUCUUUUCCUGCAGGCGUUUCAGCGGCCCUGCUGUUGAUCCCUGUGCUGCUGAUGGAUGACUCUGCCUUGCUGAGCGGAGGAGGGCUCUUUGCUCCAGAGACCUUGUGAAUCCCUGUAGCGUCUGUGCUCGUGCUUUCAGUCACUCCUGUUCUUUCCCAACAGCCGGCUGCUGUCUGGGAGGUUGUUGCUGCUAGAAGAAGUGGAAGCUGCCUUUUCAAAAGAACUCUUUCCCUCUCUGUUUUUAGAGUGGGCUUAGUUCUUCUUGCUGCACGUGUGGGAAGGGGUGGGAGGAGCGGGGAAAUGGGUUGCCGAUCUCCCCACUGGGCGGUUGUUGACCAACGCGGGCCAGCCUGUGGCUUGGAGUGGGAAACCUCUGGACUGCUUUGGCUGGAGAAAGUGUCUGCUUGUUUGCGGGAGGUGGGAAGGGCAGGCAUUGGGCAAGCUACCUGCUUUGGGUUUCUUUAAAAGCCGGCACCUCCAAGUGUAGGAAUCUGGAAAACCCCAUUUGUUAUAAAGGAACUGGUGCCUAAAGAUGCUGGUAGUUCUGGAAAUGUCCCACUUGUAGGAAGAGUUUACACAGAAGACAGAUUGUCUUCCUUUUGUGCAGAUUCAGGUGGUGAUGUGUCACUGGCAAGGGUCUCCUUUAUGUGAGAUCCCAAACCAAAUAUACAACUUUUUUGUGUUUUUUAAAAAAUAAUUUUAAUGUAAAGAAUGGGAGUCAGCUGGUCAGUCAAGGUGGAAUAGGUUGAUGCUCUAAAAUGGAAACUUCCCCACCCCCUUUCCCCAUUACAGAAAUUUCUUAAUGUGUAGAUAUACUUGGCCAACAAGAAUUUUAAAAAGUUUAUAUAUUAAAAUCACUUUUAAAUGUUGCUCUGUGAAGGUGCAACUUAGUCCUCAUAUUUUGGAUUUUAAAAAUAUUUCUCCCCAGUCCUUUUAAAAUAUUGUGGCCGCAGGGGGAAAUCUACAAUACUUGAUUUACAAUUUAUUAUUACAGCUAAGCUAAAACACCAUGCACCUAAAUGUACCCUCAGGUAUAUAUGCCAGCCUCUCUUCUGCACACUCAUCCUUGAAAAUCUGGACUGGUGUACCCGUUCCUUUUGACAGCCUGCAGCCGCUUGAAGCUGCCUCCCACAGGAUGAGUUCUCCAUGCCACCAGUGCAUAUAGGACAUUUCUUUCCACCUUCUUCUCCUGCCUGGGUGGAGAGCUUCCAUGCGAGAGCCUGCUAAAAACAUACAACACUGUCCUGGAAAACACUUCAUGGCUGGUCAGAUCCCCAUGAAUAACUAGACAUUGCACAGAGGAAGAGACAGCCAGCAAAGGCUCCCCCAAAGAGCAACAGUCUGAUAAGUGCACCUUAGAAAAAUGAAACUACAAAUUUGUAAUUUACCCAUGGGUAAAUCACAUCACAUAUGAAGGGGACACUUUCUAGAGAAGUUUGCAGCCCAUUGAGAACCUCGGAACACCCUAUGGAUCAAUAGAGUAAUAUGAGCCACCUUCUGUCAUGCGUUGUGGUGGAGUUUUCCAUAUUCUUUAUGAACCAUGCAUGGGUUGCUUAGAAUACAGUAAAAUACAGAGCAAGUGUCCAGGUUCCAAGAGGCUUGUGGAAGAAGGUGGCCAAAGGGUGUGGCUUCUUGGUAUUCUCCAUUUCACUAGAGAAAAAACAAAUUUUGAUUUGGCUUUUUCAUAGAAAAUGAAAUGCUCUAAGAAGGGGCAGCAAAGAUGCAUGGUGUUUCUCUGAAGGCUACAGUUUGACGUAUUGUAGAGGAAGCUGGAACAGGAAGUGAAGAGCCUUCAGUUUCUCAUUGAAGGAUUCGGGGAUGAGUAGGGAGAGAACGACUUUUGGAGGGGAAAUAGUUUUUUUUGCUGCCUGCAUUGCCAGUGUGGUUUUUAUGGUACGAACAGAUGGUGAAAACAAGGUCUAAUAUUCUGCAGUUCCUAACGACAGGUGCCAAGAGGUUCUGAUAUGUGUACAGUGUGAAUAAAUGCUUGCCGCUCUUAGUCUUUUUUGAUCAAUGAAGCACUUUUUUAUUAAUAUUAUUUUUUUCUUUGCAUGUAAAGCAGGAAACUAUCUCCACAUAGUUGUGUAUAUAUAACCCUUCUCUCCUAAAGAGGAGCGAUGUUGCUCCUUUAUAUUUUUCAUUUUUUUUGUUGGUCGAAAGCAAGAUGUAAAUACUUUGGAAUGGUUAAAUAUAUAAAUAAAAAGUGAAAUAAAGUUUAGAGUUUUGCAUGGGA